AUGUACAAGGAUGACUCUGACGGUCUAGAGCCGGUGAUUGAUUUGACACAGCCUGACGAGCCUGUUGUAAACCAGAACAACGAUGAUGAGGAAAAAACACCUGCCAAGUUAAAUGUUGACAAGACAGCGAAGCCUACUGAUGAGUGCGGCGCAACACCGGAGAACCCUUGGAUUGUAGGUAAUUCUCCUCGAGCAGAAUCGUCCAACAUUGACAUUUCUGCAAGUUCUAUCGACAGGAUGGUGGGUAAGAGCAAGGGGAAAAAGUCUGCAGCAACCGCAAAAGAAGACGAUGUUAUAUCCGGGAAGCGCCGACGGACUGUUCCCAAGAAAUUUGAAUCCCCCUUUAAACUUGACAAGCCCGGCAAGCGAAGCGCUCGCGCUCUGUUUAGUGACAAUGACAUGGAAGGCUCUGUUAAGGACGAUUUGACACCGGAACUCAUCGAUGCUGCUGUUGCGUUUGUGGAGGCAGCUGCUCGGUCUGAGAAGAAUAUGACAAAAAGAGUUUACUACAAUGAACGUGGCACCUCUGUGACUGUGGAGAGUAUACGACCGAUUAUCGAUGCUUAUCAGACACAUUUGGCUCUGCGCGUUGGUCAUGAUCGGCACCUCUGUCCAGCCUGGAGGUCCAAAUACCUUGUUGAUCGUGCUAAGGCACGAGACAACCCUAAACCGUCGAAAUACAACAUGGAUAGUGCGCUGAGCAGAGCUGGAGCAGUACGUAGGGUUCUGGACGAGUAUACCGUCCGUGAUAAGUCGUUUAUCCCGUUGAACGUCGGCAAUACACACUGGAUCACCGUGGUGAUGCACAACCGCAAGAAAGAAUUCCGAGUUUUUGAUUCGCUCUAUCCUCUCGAGUUCUCUCUCGACACUGUGAAAGCACUGCGACUAGCAAUAGCAAUUGAUAUGGAAGAGGCAAACCGUAUUACACCUGGCAAAUAUCCAGACGUCACUAAGUGGCCUAUCAUACCUCAGAUCGACAUGCCACUACAAGAGGACGGGAACUCUUGUGGCCUUUUUGUGAUUGAAGUUAUGGAGCAUUGGGACGGGGAUCGAUGGACCGCCGAUUUUACCCAGGGCACGGUUAAUGCAAGGAGAAGGCGUCUCAUCGCCGAGUUGGUUCUCUCACCUACCAACACGCUCGAAUGUGUGAAGAACAAAAUCCGCGACAUCGCAAAGAAAAGCAAGGCGUGA
Aegilops tauschii subsp. strangulata is the source of this 1191-nucleotide messenger RNA. NCBI's taxonomy places the organism in Eukaryota, Viridiplantae, Streptophyta, Magnoliopsida, Poales, Poaceae. The record is from RefSeq and is a predicted model, not a curated record.